Messenger RNA from Prorocentrum cordatum, 238 nucleotides. Lineage: Eukaryota; Dinophyceae; Prorocentrales; Prorocentraceae. The record is from the annotation of a GenBank genome assembly.
AUGCUGCCCAUUAGCCACCUAGAAGUGGGGUACGGCGCGGAGGGCGAGGAUGAUCUCAUACGGCUAAAGGAGAACAGCGAUAGAUGGUGGCGUAUUCCGCUGUACGUGUUCGUCAUAGUCUACAUGUUCCUCGCGAUAGCCACCGUAUGCGACGAGUUCUUCGUGCCCGCCCUCGAGGCGUUCGUGGAUGAGUUCGGGAUCUCCAUGGAUGUCGCGGGCGCAACUUUCAUGGCCGCAG